This is a messenger RNA of Herpailurus yagouaroundi (jaguarundi), 2530 nucleotides long. It is a transcript of the gene NPFFR2, whose product is annotated as neuropeptide FF receptor 2. Gene Ontology annotation, molecular function: peptide binding; neuropeptide receptor activity; opioid receptor binding. Gene Ontology annotation, cellular component: plasma membrane. Bases 533 to 1810 code for a protein of 425 amino acids. The record is from RefSeq and is a predicted model, not a curated record. The transcript has 4 exons. Gene Ontology annotation, biological process: regulation of MAPK cascade; regulation of adenylate cyclase activity; cellular response to hormone stimulus. NCBI's taxonomy places the organism in Eukaryota, Metazoa, Chordata, Mammalia, Carnivora, Felidae.
UGUUUAAUAUGUCCAGGCAUUUUGCACAUACAUGCCCACUCAAUUCUCAGAUUCCCCAGUUAUUAUCACCAUAACCUCUAUCUCUAUUUUACCAAAGAGGCAGCUGAGGCACAGAGAGGCUAAAUCACUCGCCCAAGGUGUGGAGAGGCAACUAACCACGCAAAACCAGAGGGCUGCUUUCUUUCCUUUGCUGCACACGGAUUCUCAAUUUCACAGAAAGUAUCCACGUUGCCCUAGGCGGGAUGAGAAUAGCUUCUCCUUAAUCCCAGCAGCCGGCAGGUGCCCCCUGGAGAGUGACGUUUCAGCUGAAGGGGACGAGGAGGCAGCGAGCUGAGCGCAGAGCCCGGGGCGCCCAGCCGGCGGGCAGCGACAAGCAGGGUUGGAGCGGCGGGGACAGCGGCAGGUGGCGGGAGCCGGGGCCGAGCUGCAGCCCCGGGAGAGGUGGAACCUGUUGCUGAAGCCCGGCCAGGGCUCUCUGGCUGCCGGGACUCGGCCGUUGUGCGGGUGCAGCUCUCCUUUGUUCAGGUCCAUCAUGAGUGAGAAAUGGGACUCAAACUCUUCAGAAAACUGGCAUUAUAUUUGGAGUGUCAAUGGCACAAAAUAUCACCUAUACUCAGAUAUCAAUAUUACCUAUGUGAACUACUAUCUUCACCAGCCUCAAGUAGCAGCAAUCUUCAUCACUUCCUACUUCCUCAUCUUCUUCCUGUGCAUGGUGGGAAAUACCGUGGUUUGCUUUACUGUAAUGAGGAACAAGCAUAUGCACACAGUCACUAAUCUCUUUAUCUUGAACCUGGCAAUAAGUGAUUUACUGGUUGGCAUAUUUUGUAUGCCUAUCACGCUCCUGGACAACAUCAUAGCAGGAUGGCCCUUUGGAAGCACAAUGUGCAAGAUCAGCGGAUUCAUUCAGGGAAUAUCAGUUGCAGCAUCCGUCUUUACUUUAGUUGCGAUAGCUGUGGAUAGGUUCCGCUGUGUUGUCUAUCCUUUUAAGCCAAAGCUCACUAUCAAGACAGCAUCUGUCAUUAUUGUGAUCAUCUGGGUCUUGGCCAUUGCCAUUAUGUCCCCAUCUGCAAUAAUGUUACAUGUACAAGAAGAAAAAUAUUACCAAGUGAGACUCAACUCCCAGAAUAAAACCAGUCCAGUCUACUGGUGCCGGGAAGACUGGCCAAAUCAGGAAAUGAGGAAGAUCUACACCACUGUGCUGUUCGCCAACAUCUACCUGGCUCCCCUGUCCCUCAUUGUCAUCAUGUAUGGAAGGAUUGGAAUUUCACUCUUCAAGAUGACAGUGCCCCACACAGGCAAACAGAACCAGGAGCAGUGGCAUGUGGUGUCCAAGAAGAAACAGAAGGUCAUUAAGAUGCUCCUGAUUGUGGCUCUGCUUUUUAUUCUCUCCUGGCUGCCUCUGUGGACACUGAUGAUGCUCUCAGACUAUGCUGACCUGUCUCCAAAUGAACUGCAGGUUAUCAACAUCUACAUCUACCCGUUUGCACAUUGGCUGGCCUUUUGCAAUAGCAGCGUCAACCCCAUCAUUUAUGGUUUCUUCAAUGAGAAUUUUCACCGUGCAUUCCAAGAUGCUUUUCACUUCCAGCUCUGCCAAAAAAGAGCAAAGCCCAAGGAAACCUAUACCGUAAGAGCUAAAAACAAUGUGAUCAUAAGUACAUCUCAUCAGUUAGCCCCAGGACCUGCAAUUCAAAAUUCACAUGAGGAAAAUUUGCUUUGUAGGAAAAGUGCUGAAAAACCCAACCAAGAAUUAAUGAUGGAAGAAUUAGGGGGAGUCACCCAGAGCAAUGAGAUUUUAAAAGAGCUGGUAUGAUUAUUUUAUAUACAGUGUGUUAUAUAUAGAAAUACUAUUGCUUUCUAUAGCUUUGUACUUGAAUUCUACGAAUGUUCUAAAGAAAAUAUGUACUGAAAGCCCUCUUUGAACAGAAGUGGAAUAGUCUUAUGUUCAUAUCCAAUCUUAUGGUGUAUAAAAUAUGUAGAGACUCACAUACAAAUUUGCCUGGAUAAAUCCAUUUUCUAGGAACAGUUUUCAAAGCCUGACCUUUUCCAAUUUAGCCAGUUGGGUAGGAGUCAAACAUAUGUAUUAUGUGUAUACAAAUAUAUACAACACACACACUUAUUUUCUCCAAAUGGCGAUAAAUGGGCAGUUAUUUGCAUGAGAGUACAUUUUGUCAAUUCUCUGCUUUUGGAGUUGAAAUUUUAGACUACAAAAUUAUUUGUGCUUUUAAAAUAUACUUAGCUUUCUUAGAAGAACUGCAAUAGCAAAUAGACACUAUUUCUUUGCGUUUAAGGUUGAUUUUUCUUUGAAAGAGUACAGUUAAAGUUGGUGAAAUCAUAACACUGUUGGCUUUUUAAUAUUUUCAUAAAAUUCAUGCCGUAGCUGAACCCAUAUUUCUUAGAGGUGACUUGGGAUGCCAGUUUGACCCCCUCUCUAAUAGAAUCUCUGACAAAGAAGAAAAUCCUUUUUUUAAAAUAUUUAUUUUUUGAGAGAGAGAGAAUAUGAGCAGUGGAGGGGCAGAGAAAGAGGGAAACA